This is a messenger RNA of Pelobates cultripes (western spadefoot toad), 14367 nucleotides long. NCBI's taxonomy places the organism in Eukaryota, Metazoa, Chordata, Amphibia, Anura, Pelobatidae. The record is from the annotation of a GenBank genome assembly.
AUGAUUCGGAACGGGCACAGCGGAUCCUCCACCGAGCGGGCCCCCGGGAGCAGGCGGCCGGUCCGGGUGUGGUGUGAUGGCUGGUGAGAGACGGGGGUAAUCCGGGUAGUGAGGCUCCCUGGCUACUGUCACUUUAAAUGUCCCUGUACCAUGACGGGGGGAGCAGUAUUGGGGCUUCCUGGUUACUGUCACUUUAAAUGCCCCUGUAACAUGACCUGGGGAGCAGUAAUGGGGCUCCCUGGUUACUGUCACUUUAAAUGUCCCUGUACCAUGACCUGGGGAGCAGUAUUGGGGCUCCCUGGUUACUGUCACUUUAAAUGCCCCUGUCCCUGUAACAUGACCUGGGGAGCAGUAAUGGGGCUCCCUGGUUACUGUCACUUUAAAUGUCCCUGUAACAUGACCUGGGGAGCAGUAUUGGGGCUCCCUGGUUACUGUCACUUUAAAUGCCCCUGUCCCUGUAACAUGACCUGGGGAGCAGUAAUGGGGCUCCCUGGUUACUGUCACUUUAAAUGUCCCUGUAACAUGACCUGGGGAGCAGUAUUGGGGCUCCCUGGUUACUGUCACUUUAAAUGCCCCUGUCCCUGUAACAUGACCUGGGGAGCAGUAUUGGGGCUCGCUGGUUACUGUCACUUUAAAUGUCCCUGUAACAUGACCUGGGGAGCAGUAUUGGGGCUCGCUGGUUACUGUCACUUUAAAUGCCCCUGUCCCUGUAACAUGACCUGGGGAGCAGUAUUGGGGCUCCCUGGUUACUGUCACUUUAAAUGUCCCUGUAACAUGACCUGGGGAGCAGUAUUGGGGCUCCCUGGUUAGUCACUUUAAAUGCCCCUGUCCCUGUAACAUGACCCUGGGAGCAGUAAUGGGGUUUCCUGGUUACUGUCACUUUAAAUGCCCCUGUAGCAUGACCUGGGGAGCAGUAAUGGGGAAAUACCUGAAAUCCACUAAUCUAUGGGAUCCACAUUUUAUAUACUGAUACAGAGUACAUGCAUAAUGUGUCUGGGAUCCACAGCUUAUAUACUGAUACAGAGUCCAUGCAUAAUGUGUCUGGGAUCCACAGCUUAUAUACUGAUACAGAGUCCAUGCAUAAUGUGUCUGGGAUCCACAGUUUAUAUACUGAUACAGAGUCCAUGCAGCAAUGUCUCUGGAAUCUUAUAUUAAACAGAUUAUUCGGGAAUCAUUCCUAGUCCCAAUGAUGGCUAUGGCAUUAUCUAUUUUAUUCCCCCCUUAUUUUUACUCUGAUUCUGUGGGUUAUUCAGGAAUCCUUUCUAGUCCCACUGAUGGCCAUGGCAUUAGUCUAUUUUAUCCCCCACCCCUCCCCCCUUAUUUUUACUCUGAUUCUGUGUUUGGUUUAACACCUGUCCCUCGGUUUCUGAUACACAAGGUUACCCAUUAUGUGAAAUGUCAGAAGUUAAUAGAAUUUUACAUUGUAGGCGAAAAGAUCUGAACAGAAUAUGUUGGCUUUUUGGAUGUUUAUUUUAUUUUUCGCCCCAUUAUUUGUCUGUUUCGGACUAUAAUGUAAGACAUGAUUUUGAAUUCUAGACAAUUUACACUUGGAGAAUACAUGUGUGUAUUUCCCAUGUGUUUAUUAUGCAAUCCCCUCCCCAACACAACCUGCCCGGCUUGUGCAGCUCACACCUGUGUUUUUGGCCCCAGGGCGGUGUUAAAGAAUGUAAUUGCUCGGAGUCUGUACAGGAUAAAAUUAUUGGUGUAACGAUACACUAUGUAUUUCUCACAGGCCAAGCCUCUGUGCACCUGCUAGGGUACGGUUUAUUGCCACAUUCUGACACAUCUCCUAAUGUUUAAUCGUGAAAUCUUUUACCCUAAUACUGCAGGUCAGGCCGUACAAUAACAAGAGCCACGUAUCAUGUGAUUCCGACCUUUGUCCACCUGUCAGUACGUUGUAAAUACACACAGAAUAUUGUCAGAUAAGCCCGCCUCGUCCUGUUAAACAUCCUUGUGGAAAAAUCCAAUAUUAAUUUUACACACCGUAACAUGAGGAAAAAACUUGGCUUACUGAACCUUGUCCUGUCCUUUGUCCUCACUUGAAGAUAUUAUUUUUGGCUGGCAGAGAAUUCUGUGAAAUGAAAUUAAUCCAGUGGGCCAUCUAUGGACACCCCUGUUGUAUUGCCCAUGUAGUUAUUGUUUUGCCCUUUUCCUGUAAUCAGUUUCUGUGCCCAUAUCUGUAGAGGAAUGUGUUCAUUCCCCCACCUUUACACUGAAUGGGUUAAUAACCUGCUAUUCUGGACAUUAGGUCAGGGCAUGUUAGUAUAAGAAUCGAAAAAUGGAAGACUACCACCCACAGCCCUAUACUUUGCAUUUAGCUUUGUGUGUAGGCAUUAAGACUUUAGUGUUUUACAUUCCAGGUGGAGCCAAAUUCUAAAAUUGCCAUUGUACAGUGAGCUGUUUAAUUCCUACACACCCACUGCUCCGGGCAGUGAAAUCCAUGCCAAAUCUGUUACCUCUGCAGCUUUUACAGAACGAUGGCACGAGAAACCGCCUUGGGGGGGGGACUGUAAAUUAUCCAUUUUUUUUUCUCAAACAGGCAUUGUGAUGAACCAACAAGGAAAACUGCAAUUUAUCGGCAAGAAUAGCUUGAUUUGGAGAAAUUCUCCAACUCCUAAAAUGUGCCAUUCUGUAUGAUUCACUGUGUACUGAAUAAUCCUUCAGUGUGUAAUGUACACAAGGUUGGGAAAAAGCUUUGUAUAAUUUAUAAGCCAGCUAGAAUAUUCUAGUAGCCAUGACCAAAUGCUUCUGUGGAAUUUACAUUCCAACCAUGUGUAACUUUAAAUGGUGCUUUAAAAUAUUUAUGUGGUGCUCCCAUAUUUAGGGGUUCAAAAUUUUCAAGCCGAUGCAGAAAAGAUAAAUUAAAAGUGGGUUUUGCAUUAUCUUACCCCUUAAUGUAAAACGUUCACUCUUAUUUUAAAUAAAGCUACAUGUAAUAUUUUUUUGUAAUACAUAUUGGUAAAUACACUGUAAAAGUGGUAUCUCGUGGUGUACCCUUGCUCUCUGGUGGUGGCAAUCUUUGCAGUUCUUUUGGGUCAGAAGUUAUUUUAUUUUGUGGCGGACAGUUGGCUCAGACAGUGUUAGAAAUGCCUAGUGUUUUAGAAAUGACAUUGUGAUGUAUGAUCACACACUACCUCUGUUAUCUAUGUGUUCUUUGGUCAGACAAACAGUGCUUCUGACCCGAGAGGACUUAAAGAACACCGCCCCCACGGAGCAAGUAUAAAUAACUGAUUUUCUUCCAUUCGCCUACAGUGACCUUUUUAAUUAUCAAAGUGUAAGAGGCCUUUUAGUAUUGGUUUUAAGUCUGUGUUAACAUUGCCUUUAAUGUCAGACAUGUUCUGCUUUCUAAAUCUGUUCUGUUUUUAAACUGUUCUUAAUGUAUUGUAAUAAAGUUUUAAUUUAUCAGAAUCUGUCUACUUAAAUGGGAAUGUUGUGAGGUUUUUUUUUUUUUGUUUUUUUUAAAGUGUUUAUUUAAAAAUUAAAAAAACUUGUCCGUAUACGGCCCUCAAUAUAUUGUGACUGAAUUUUAAUGCUGGUCUCCUCACCAAGUGGAUAUUGAAUACCAUGAGAUCUGUAGCUAAUAUUCUCCAUGUAUGUAUAUUCAGGGCUCAAAAUAUCAAAUUGUAGACUACCAGCCUCUCAUGACCCUUAUUUUCAUGCAGCAAGUUCCUGUGUUAGUGGAGAGAUGCACUUCAAAAUUGAUUAAUUUGGGAGAUUUCUCAAAGGUUGAAUUAAGUGGUGGAGUUACUAAUAGAAUGUACCUGUUUAUAUGGUGAUUGCUCCACAUUUUGCACUUUGUACACAUGACCGAUGGGUAAAGAGUUGAAUUGGCUCUGCUGCCUUGUGUAUUUUACAAAGACCUCAGAAGGUGACUGCUCCAUUUCCAGGGUAGUGGCCUGGGGGUGCAGGAAAAGGUAACUUUAACGUAACUGAACCUGUUCCCCACGGCUGCUGUCAUCUUCUACCACGAGUUCCUUUUCAGGUCCUGGAGCUUCGUCUGCCAGGAGCCGGUUUCAGCGCUGUACCCGCGUGCAUGCAUGAGAGUGCAAUACUUAUGUCUAUGGAGGAUCUGCGGGAUUCUCCAUAGACAGAGCAUUUUCCUUUCUGCUGUCAAUAUUAGCAAUAGCUUUGCUUUCUGUCAAGUUUUGUCAAUUGUUUGAAAAUAAAUAAAUAAAAUGCAUAAGACAAAGUCCCUACACCGCCCUUAUCAUUUUCUAAAGCUUUCAUAUUUAUGAAAUGCUCACUAUUAUUGUUGGGAUGGAGGGAGAUUAAAGAGACCCUGUUAGCAAGUGUAGUGCUGGGGAACUUGUUGCCAUAUUGUUUGUGGCCUACAUUUCCUACAAUGCUCUGCCAGCCUCAAGGUUUACCCUUACUGCACUCAUCGGUCUGUGGAUUUGCCACCUUGAGACAUUCAUUCCGUGUACAUCCAGAAGUUACGGAUACCUUAGGCAUUUUAUUUUUCAAACUCUAAAAUAGUUUUGAGGUUAUUGUAGGUGUUGGGGAGUAUCUUGCAUUUGAACGCCCUGGCCUCGUGCCUUUUUUCAAAUUCUGCCUAAUUGUCUCACGUGUCCUGUGUUCACCUCCCUUGUUAAACUGCCAGGACAUAGCCGCGGCUGUGAAAUGGAGCAAAGGAAAUUAAUAGGGAGAGAAAUUAAUGGAAAAACAGGUAAAAAUGGACGCCCUGCUGAGCUUUCAGAGAGGUGAAAGGUUGGCUUUAAUGAGUGUAGCGGGUCAAUUGCUGACUUGGUAAACUGAUCACAUCCUUUCUGGGUUUUAAUGACACUUUCUCGCUGGCUCUUUCUCUGCUCUGCAUUCAAUGUCCAUCAGGGACUUGUUUACUAAACACUUAAUUGGAAGUCAAAAUUGUAUAGUUCUGGCUACAGUUGCAAAGGUGUGUAAUAAGGGAUAUGGAGAACUUGUUCCUAAAUCUGCUGUUUGUGCUUGCUUUUUGCAGCAUGUUAUUUCAAUCUACCACAAUUCACUGUCUAUUGAAUAAAGCACUUCAAGCGAUAUGGCUUCCAGGCUAGAAUCGUGUUUAUACAAACCAGACCGCUUCUAAAAGCCUCGGCGGUAAUUGCGUUAUUUUGGGAUUUAUUCAAUAAUUCUUGAGAUGUGCUUCUUUGAAAACCAAAUUAUAACAUCUAAACUAAAAUAACAUAUCUUCUAUUUGGCUUACAUUAACGCUCACUGACAAAAAUAAAAAACACUGUUUGUUAUUUAUCCUUGUUAAUAUUCUGUGGCUUGGUGCAGAAGCCGACUACAAAUCCCUUCACCCACAGCUUGUUUGGUUUUGUAACGUCCGGAUACUCCACAAUUAGUCAGCUUUAGUUAUAUGAUAUCCUCCCCUAUCAUCGAUUGGCUUCUCUCACUAGAGUUCGGCACAGAUUUAUGGGUAAUGUAGCCAAAGUGGGGCUAGUCUGUCACAAUUAGUACUAUGUUUGUGUCAUAGGUGAGAAGACUGGUAGGUGGGUGUGAGAGGUGUGUUUUGAUGAUGAUAUUUUGGUAUAUUAAUUAAGCAUACAUGCACAUGUCUUUUAAAGAAUGUGGGGAAUAAUGAAAUGUGUAUAUACACAGAUUAGUGAUGGCUAACCUUGACACUACAAAAGCUUGUAAACUACAUUUCUCAUGAUGCAUAGCACGCGUGUUCUCCCAGACACAACCUGCAUCGAUCAUUGGGAAUGCAUGUCUACUGGUCCUGUGAUGUCAGUAGGGCGCAGUGUAUGUGUGCCUCUGUCUAACGAUUUCUUUCACAUGCACAGAACAAGCCCUGCUUUUGUGGACUUCCUGUAAUGAUUGAGCCAUGAGAUAAAUAUUGGAGUCGCUGAUUCCUGGUGCUGAUAUGGGGUUGUAGAAACCCUAAUCAAUGUAAAAUGACGUGAUCUCUGUCUCCGCAGCCAGAGACUCCAUAUACUGUUAUUGUGGACUCCAUAGGCCAGGUCAGUCUGUUUAUUAUAUCACAUGUACAGAGGGCAACGUGCGGAUGAUGUAACUCCUUGUAUUAGCAGUUAGGUCUAUAACAUUGCAUCACUGUUUCUGUAUCCAGCCGCCAUCAUUACAUUCAAUGUCAACCCUUAAAUUGGACUUUUUGUGUGUGUUUUCAGCUUUGAUAUGGUUCAUUAUGGGCAUUCAAACCAGCUUCGUCAGGCUCGGGCCAUGGGAGAUUACCUGAUUGCCGGCGUACACACAGAUGGUAAGUGCCACCUGGGUGUGUCUGCUGUAGAUUACAGGAUAGAAGCCAUUAGCUCUCCAGCUGCUUUCAGCUACAACUCCAGUUCAGGAGAAUCCGCUUGUAGAAAUAUAACCCUAGUAACACGCUCUCGUUAUUUAUUGACUAGUAUAUCGUGUUUAUCAAACUUAUACUGAAUUCCAGAAACACGACGAGAUACAUCAUUGUCCUCCGUGCCACUGAUCAGUAGCUCCCUUUUAUUAAAGUUCUGUUUCUUGACCUUGAUCAUCCUUUAACAAUUUGUCUAUCGCUCAUGGCUUGAUACCAUUUGAAGCAUGGUGACCUUGUUUAUAACUAUUGGUGACACUGAACUUUUCCUAAAACGUGUUUGCCGCUCCCUGGAUAUAGAAAACAUUAACCAUUUACUCUGCACAGUCUGCCCGUUUCCUAGAAACCAUUAACGAGUGGUACAUCCCAUUGUUAUUGAAGUAUUUACUAUUUAUGAUAUUUUGUUGGCUACCAAAUCUGCUAUAAGAAUCCACAGUUAUACAUUUCUGUCUUUCAAUCCCUGAUUUUCAUUCCUUCAUAAGAUCUCACUGACUUCUUUCCUGCGUCUAGAGGAGAUUUCCUGUCACAAGGGACCCCCGGUCUUCACGCAGGAGGAGCGCUAUAAGAUGGUGCGAGCUAUUAAAUGGGUGGAUGAAAUCGUUCCCGGAGCUCCAUACGUGACAACACUGGAAACACUCGACAAAUACAACUGUGACUUCUGUGUCCAUGGAAGUACGUGAAAUGGAUUGGUGGGGAUCAGAACCAAUUUGAUGGGCUCCAAGAACCACAUGAUGGACUCAAAACACAACUUAACGUGGUUAGAUGAAGGAAAGAGAACAGGUUUUAAGUCUUUGUUCUUUUCCCUUUACCUCAUCACGUUAUGUAGGGUGCACAGUAGUUUGUCUUAUUUAAACCGAGCAAGGCUUGGUUGGCUGUUAUACGCCUCGGUAGUGACACGGUGAGGUGUAGCACAACUGCGCCCGAAAAAUGGUACUCACGCAGUUAGGGUUAUUGAGGGCAGAUUCUAGGACAGGUAAUAUUUAGGACCGACCUGUAUAGUUUUGCUGUGAUAGAAGGAGAUUAAUGGCUUCAGCUUUAUUUAGUUUAUCUAUAGUGUGUACCUGUUUCCAGAGCUAAGACACUCGACUAAGGAGAGUAUGUAGGCAUUAUCUAUUUAGUUAACACUGCUAGAGGUACUGUGCAAAUGUUUGUCAGCCGAGGUAAUGACCAAGCUGACUAUAAAUAUGUCUGAGCAUUAGGAAAGCAUGCAUGGUAGAAAUGUAGACUUGAGUAUAUGUUGGAUGCCUUCUAGUGGCCUCUUUGGGCAAUUACACUUUCCAUUACUUUUGAAGACUCAAUACGAUGUAACGAGGGCUUGAAACGUUGAAUUAUCAAUUAUGUUUAGACUUUAUUGUCUAGUCAUUCUGUCUAGUUUCUUUGAAUUUCCACUCUUUCAAGGCAUAAUAUCACUUAGAAUGGACCUUUGUUGCCAUUUUCAUGUUAUUUUUAAAUUUGUAGCUAAUUAUCCUCCAGUUUAGUUUCAUUUGAUUUCAUAGGGACAGUAUGAGCAGCACGCAGAAGUUAGGAGUUAAACUUUGCAGAAAUUUGCCACCUAUGUUUGGAACUCAAAAAAAAAAAAAGCCUGUCUUUGCAAGGAAAUUAAUUUAAAAAAAGAUUCUAGUAGAGGAAGAGCAAUUAGGAGCUUAUCACAGGUCUGACUUCCUUCUCAUCGGCAGAUGAUAUCACGCUGACCGUAGAUGGUAAAGACACGUAUGAAGAGGUGAAGACAGCCGGGAGAUACAGGUCUGUUUGGGUCUGUGGGGGAUUUUCUUCGUUUUGCCUGGGGGGUAGGGAGGGAGGCUGGUGGACAUAGGACUCAUGUGUCUUCUCUUUCAGGGAGUGUCAGCGCACACAGGGAGUGUCCACUACUGACCUGGUGGGGCGCAUGCUGCUUAUGACCAAAACUCAUCACAGUGUAGUAAGUAGUGGAACUGUUGCGUUGUGAUGACACUAAUACUGUUAGCAGCUGGUUCUCGGGCAGUGUGGGACGUGGUGUGAUUCUGUGUAGCAAUAGGGGGGUUAGUAAUGUGUCAAAUGUAGCAAUGUGUGACAUGGCAACAUAGUAAAGAGACACGGUGUCCUGAAACGUUAUCCUCUGGCUGUAAUCCCCCUCUCACCUCCUUUCUCUCUUCCAGGAAGUGAACUCAGAUUACCAGCAGCACAGGGACAAUUUUGGAAAGGUACGCUGUUGUGUCCAGUGGUUACACUUCAUGUGACUGCUGCUGUUAUACGUGGUGUCUUGCUGUGGUUUGUUUGUAUUCAUUUUUGAAAAGAUAUGUCAUCAGGACGCUAGUAAAAUGUCUUAAAAACUGCACAGUUAUUAUUGUAAAAUACCAUUCCAUUGUUUGCACUAUGCCAUAAGAUGGUUACCCAAAAAUAUUCCAGCUCUUAACCCCUUAAGGACACAUGACAUGUGUGACAUGUCAUGAUUCCCUUUUAUUCCAGAAGUUUGGUCCAUAAGGGGUUAAAGCAAUAAAUACAUCAGUUACCAUGACAACACAAUGGCUUUAUCGCCAGAAGUGAUGUUUGUUAAUGCCGAGACGUUGACAGGUGUGCGGUGAACAACAUUGUGAAAAUCGGUGCUGGGGAAAGAGGAAAGGGCUUGCUAAGGCAACAGAAAAAAAUGACAUGGGGGUAUAUCCAGGGUCGGACUUACAGCAAUCAUAUCCUGAGCCCCAUGUGGUAUACACUUUUACAAAUAUAAAUAGUUACUUUUUUACAAAUUGUGGAAUAUUAAAAAGCUGAUAAUGGAAUAAAAAAAAAAACAAAAAAAAACCUUGGGCGUCGCCUACAUUGUGCAAUUUUUGUCAAUUUUGUAAAUUUUAAUGAAUAAAAUCGUGUGUGUGUGUAUUUUUGUGUUCAUAGAGCGUAAAGAGAAUAUGUAUGAAAGUGUUUUGCUGUUUGACUGUGUGUUGUGAGUGUAGGUACUUGUGUAUUUAUCUAGUACCCCUGCAGAUUUAUAUAUGUGUAACGUUUCACUGUAAAUAUAUGUGUAAUAUCUGUAUGUAUGAAUUCAAUAGCAGUUGAGUGGAUGAAUGCAAGAAUGCGUUUGUGCAUUUUGCGAAAUUAUCUAUUUGUGUCUGUGUGUGUAAUGUGUGUAGUAUGUAAGAGAGUGAUUGGGUAUAUUUAAAAAAACAUUAUUUGUGUGAGGUGUAUCUGUGAGUGUGAGUAAUGCCUGGGUUCUGUUUGCGUAGCUGUGUGAUGUAAGUGUGUGUAUUUUUAAAUUUAUUUUUAUUUCUGGUUCCUUCAUUUACCCCAUGCCUUUAUCAUUCUGGCACCGUCUAACUCCCCCUUACUGCCCCCCACAAUUUUCUCGUUCACUAUAUAACAGUAAUAGCUUGAUUUGUACAUAACAAAUUCAUGUGCUGCCCAUUAAUAUGGAUGUGUGGCCAGAAAUCACUGAUUUUGGAAUCCUAAUCUGCCCACCUAUCUCUUUAUUCCCACCAAUACCAUACAGUCACCCUCCCCAUAUCCCCUUCAUCCAGCCCCAACAGUCUGUCUCCAGUGCAUGGCUGAGCCGUGUGGGAGACCGGAGACAUUCUUCACAUCGCAGCUACGCACUAGGCUGCAAUAGUUGGGGAGUUCCGAUUUCAGUGACUGAUUUAUGGGAGUGCUCAGUCCGCCCCUGGGUAUAUCUACUAAAUACUUUAAAAUGGCAAUGGAGUGUUUCUUUAAAAAAGUAGCUGUGCACAAUUACUGGUAUACACUAACUGAUUAAUGUAAUAAAGGGCACUGUACUCCCUUUACUGGAAUAUAUCCCAGUCAAUGGGUGUGGAUCACUUCCUUUUCAAUCUCAAUAUUAAGUGCAUUAGACUCUGUGUAUCAAUGUAAAGUGCAUUCAUAAUCAGUGCAUGUACACAGAAACCCUUCUAAUGUGUGUCAGUUACUAAAUAAAGUGCAUACUCAGACCAUGCAUGCAAACAUAAUAUCUUUAAUUCUUCAGAACUAAAGAUAGCAACCCGAAGUGACUGUAUGAUGUCACACAUCCUGUAUUGGUAGCCUGAUGUCUAAUUAUUUCAUUUUUUUCUAAUAAAUGGGGUUCAGAGAGUUAGAGCAGAGUUUUUUGGAUAUGAACAGCUGAAGAGGUUUUCUCUUUGAAGCUAUAGAGGGGUGGAGCUAGGGUGUAAAGGUGUGAUUUUGAUUUGUUGAGCUUGCGUUCUAUGUCAGGUAAAUGAUAUCACCAUGAGUUGUGUGGGUGCCUGGAGUGACCAGUGAUUCUGUAAUAGUUUUAAGAAAUAAAAGUCCCAUAAAUAUGUAUUUAACUGAAAACGUCCCCAUCAUUACAGAGCAUGGUAUCCUGCCCCACACCUAAUGUCUCAAUCUGAAUGACCAGGUCAGCGUUGUGCGAUCCUGCAGUCCCAUACUGCUGAUGUGCAUUAAGAUCUGUGCGUUUGUCAAGGUGCAUUAAAACAAAAAUGGUUUAACACUGAAUGGACAGAUGGCGCCAGGGGACUCCAGACACUAUAAGCACUUUAAUAAGAUGAAGCCCUUACAGUGCUCACAGUUUCCUUUUAAUGUAUUUCUUUCUGUUUCCUGUGCAGGACGCACGAGGCUGCAGUCCUUGGACAGGGGUAUCUCAGUUCCUCCAGACAUCACAGAAGAUUAUGCAGUUUGCCUCUGGGAAGGAGCCGGAGCCUGGAGACACCAUUAUUUAUGUUGCCGGGGCAUUUGAUCUCUUUCGUAUCCUUUCAUCAUUAUUUCACUAACACCACCUCCGCACUUUCUGUUUAUGACAUUAUGUCUCUUAGCCCUCUGUAAUCAUCACUGGCACUUUUAGUCUCUUCGAAAUUAUUAGAUCUUUCUAAACAACCCACAAAGACGGAUUAUUUGCCAUUUAACACAUUUAUUUUGAUCUUUGAUCACCUCAUUCCUUUGCAUUUGCCUUCCAUUGGUUAACCUCUGAGAUUCGAGAAUUAAAUAUUUCAUGCUCUUAAUUAUUCUUCUAUUAUAAUUUAUAAUCACAUCUCUUUUCACCAAAUACUUUUAGUAAAAUCCCUGUCCUCCUGUAGAUAGGCAGCUACAACUGAUCCCUGCUUUAUCUUCCUCCCAUGUUAUAUUACUUUAUUUUAUGCAUUUCACAAUGUAUUUCAUCCUACUUCCCCGGUUUUCCCCUUAACUCCUCUCUGUAGACAUUGGACAUAUUGAUUUCCUCGAGAAAGUCCACAGUUUGGCUUCCAAGCCAUACAUCAUAGUGGGGUUGCAUUUUGACCAGGUGAUGAUCGUAUUCCAUAGCUGCGUAGCUCGUGUUUUUAUUUUGCUUUUCCGCUCCCCCCCCACAUUUUUCACAAUGCACAAACAUUCUCACGUGUUGACACUGGAGAUAGAAGCUAUAGGAAGCUGUCACCCAUUGCAUAUCGUCAUAGAUCUGUGGCUAAAAGGUGGAGAACUCCUGAAAUGUAUUAACUUCAAGUAUAGCACUUUUAUUCCCACUCACAUUCCACCUUUUAAUCCCUGUCUCAUUUGUACAUUUGCUGAACCAGUUACUCUUUUUAAUUCCAGGAGGUGAAUCACUACAAAAGAAAGAAUUAUCCUAUAAUGAACAUCCAUGAAAGGACCCUCAGCGUCCUGGCCUGCAGGGUGAGUGACAGUUUGCUGAGAGCAAUGUUUGGCAAGCCCUGGGUGAGGACCCUAAACUGAGUUCCCAGUGUUGGAACACAUCUUAUGCUUCAAGUCUCAGGCAAGAGCCCGUAAUAAAAUGGUUAAUGUAACUGCCUUGCCUUCCUCACCAUGGAGAAUCCCUGAUGUGAAGAGUCCAAUGAAGGGGUUCUGCAAAAUAUAUGUUGCUAUAUCACAAUAGAAUGACUCACUGAGCUAACUCCCUAAUAGAAGAAUGGGAUUACUAAGCUAAUACCAUGCAUGUAUUAGAGGAAGCAAUAUAUAACUCAGCAAGUAAUGGAGCUUGAUGGGACUUCGAGGUUUCCAAUUCAUGGGGCGCUUCUCAUGGUGUUACAUAGUGAGUGUGGUCACUUUGACACACAGUGUUUCUCUCUCUCACUCUUGUCCUGAUCCAACCAUCUGAUUUAACACAUUUGUUUACCCACAGUAUGUGUCCGAAGUAGUUAUCGGGGCUCCAUAUUCCGUGACUGCAGAUCUGAUCGAUCACUUCAAGGUGAGUUACAGUUUGCAGCAGAUAUGUUGGGUUUAGAAGGGGAGUAAGGCAGCUGGCAAGAGGUACAAAAACGUCUUCAAUGUAAAGCCGUAUGAAGUAGCCUGAUCAUGCAGCAUCCUGAUACAAUAACCCCAUUUAUAGAGCCAAAACAAUCUCAAAAUGCUGUGUCCAAUCUGAGCCAACACACUGUUCCUCGUUAAAAAAGCCAAUCGAUUUCACAUAGAAUGUACCCAGAUAUUUUGGGGGGGCUGUCUCCUUGCAUGAGUAAAUACAAAUUAAUAAAAUAAGGUUAUAUGGGAUUCCUAAAGUCUUCAGAGAUGAGUAGCCCUUGGGCUAAUGGGUAAUGACUCACCUGCCCUGACAUUUAGGGUGGAAGUGAUAUGGCGGGGCAGUGGACGAUGCUUUCUUCAAAUUCAUUAUUUUUUCCCCCCUUUAGGUUGACAUAGUUUGUCACGGAAAGACCGAAGUUCUCCCUGAUAAAGAUGGAUCUGAUCCUUAUGCAGUAGGUUUUACCCACCAGUCUGUCCGUCAUUUAAUCCUUUAUUGAAUCAGAAAGGAAAUCCCUCUGUCAGACUGUAAAUUAACUGUUUGUUACUGAGCAAAUGUAUUCAAUCUACUUUUCAGGCUCAUUCACUAAACCAUGGAUUGUCAGGGAUUCACUAACUAUUUCAUUUAAAAUAGCAGAAGUGAAAUAGUUCCUGAAGUCACCAGCUCAGCCAUUUUGGCCUCAAAUUGCAGUUACGGAGAAUUCACAGUUUACCAGGAAAUUAAAGCAUAAAAGGCAGAGUUAUACAAAGUUCUCCUAUUCCGUUUUGUUUCCUGCUUGCUAUUUUCACUCAUUUCUGUAAUUCCAUUUUGAAUUCAUCACAAGUUGCUAUUUUAGGACUGGAGCACCAGCUGGGAUGGAGAAUUUUUCCAGCCUUACAGUCUUGCCCUAAAAUAUGCAAUUUGUUGGUGAUUUUGUAACGGUUCAUGUUUUAAUGAAUAACCCAGGCAGUAAAUUCUGAAUUCACCAAUCACAAGCAGAGCCAUUAAAUUACAUCAUAGCUGAUAACCAGUUGGUGACUGGGUAUUUAAUGAAUAAACCCCACAAUAAGUUAACCCAUCCUGUGCGUUAGUUCAUCGCUCAGUCCAAGUAAGAAGAUCGCAAAUCGCUAAUCCCGUCUGACUGACAGUCACCUUUUCUCACUUUGUCACUGGCAACACCUCUGUCCUCCCCAAAGUGUCACUCACCUGUAGAACUUGUCCUGUCCAUUUUUCUUGAAAAGCUUGCUUAUCCUUUUUUUGAUCUGUUUAAUGCUGUAAUGAUGCUGUAACUCAUUUGGAUAAUCAUAAUUAAUUAUAAAGUAUUACUUUACUGAGAGGGUAGUGGAUGCAUGGAAUAGCCUUCCAGCUGAAGGGGUAGAGGUUAACACAGUGAAGGAGUUUAAGCAUGCGUGGGAUAGGCAUCCUAGCUAUAAGAUAAGGCCAGGGACUAAUGAAAAUAUUUAGAAAAUUGGGCAGACUAGAUGGUCAGAAUGGUUCUUAUCUGCCGUCACAUUCUGUUUCUAUGUAUCUCUUAAUAGAGUCUGCACAUGCUAGUUGUUCUGCCCUCUAGUUGUUUGUAAGAGGAUCUGUAACACAUUACCACAAUACAACCUUUACACCCACACCUGCAUUAACACUAUGACUGUCUUUGCUGCAGGAACCUAAGCAACGUGGGAUCUUCCAGACAGUGGAUAGUGGGAACAACCUCACUACGGACGACAUUGUCAAGCGGAUAAUAAAGAACAGGUCUGAGUGUUUAUUUCUUAACCUGUUGUGCUAUAGUCCUCAGACACAGCUGUGAUUGAUUAAAUCACUGUAUUCUAAACUCCUAACUUUAUCACACGUUCCCCACAGAUUGGAGUAUGAGGCUCGAAAUCAGAAGAAGGAGGCCAAAGAGCUGGCUGUACUCGAAGCUCUACAGAGACGACAGGGACUCAUUGAAGGGUCAGAGAAAUGA